CAACGUGGUGCCUUUCCGAGUUUCUCGGAAUGUGCUCGUGGUUGGCAGGGUUAGGUGUUGUUACGUAACUUCCCCAAUCAAGUGUGUCUAAGUAUGCCGGUUUUCAACCGGUCCUCGAGGCCUCAGCUGCGUGUAGCUUGCAGCAAGGGGAGUCUGACUCUUGCGUCUUGUCCAUUACUACCAUUAGAUACCACUCUUUUUGCUUGGCUUGCUUAGGGAUUCUAUACACUGGCUGGGAAGUCAUAGAGUUGUCGCUUGGCUUUAGACGUGAACAUCGUGCUUUCUACAAGCUUUAAUACCUUUAGAUCAUGGCGGCUUUGACUUCAGCAUACCUUCUGCCAGAGGACGCGUUGAGCCAUCGACGACCCUCGCUCAAGACCGAGGAUGCUCAGGACCAACCUCGUAAAGAUACCUCAAAUCAUGUUCUCACUUGGAAUGAAAUAUCGGAUUGGAGAAGAGACAAUGAGUAUAUCAUUACCGGUUACCGAAGAGUACAGGAAAGCUUCCGAGGGUGCCUUCAUUCGGUAUACGGAUAUCUGCACAACGAAACUGUAAACAUUCACAGUCAUCUACUCGGCGCAUUGAUAUUCGGCUACUUCUUGUUGACGUUUCCCAAAGUUUAUAUCGAUCAGUAUGACGGAACAUCAUGGAUCGAUACAGCUGUUUUUGCCAUCUUUUUAGUCUCAGCUGUGACUUGUCUCUUGUUCAGUGCUAGUUACCAUACUUUUGAUGUGCACUCGAAGGAGGUGUCGACGCAAUGUCAUGCUCUAGACUAUACAGGCAUCAUCGUACUCAUCCUGGGCUCUUUCUUCCCCUGCAUAUACUACGGUUUCUACUGUGACCCACAACACCAGUUCAUCUACCUCUCCAUUCUUUCGAUCGCAGGCGCAGGUGCAGCCUAUAUCGUCUUGAACCCGGAAUACCGAAAACCGACCCAUAGAGGCGCACGUACCGCAGUGUUCAUCGCUCUCGGUCUUUGCGGCGUCAUACCCGUAACCCAUGGCUUCAUCACUCACGGGCUUUACAAGUUGUGUUUUGAGAUGGGGUUCGUGUGGUUGUUGACCUCUGCUGUUUUGUAUAUCGCCGGUGCUCUCCUCUAUGCCAAUCGGAUACCGGAAAAGCUCUCCCCUGGGACGUUUGAUUACUUCGGAGCCUCACAUCAGAUAUUCCAUGUCUGUGUUGUGCUGGCUGCGUUGGCGCAUUAUGCUUGCGUGCUCAUUGCUUUCGACUAUUGGCAUAGUCGUCCUGGGCAAUGCCAAUUGCCCUAAGCUGAAUGAACCGGUGAUGUUUUUUGUAUGAUUGCGAUCUUAGUCUUAUGCAGUGUUGAAUGUUGGAUAUAUCAAAGCCAUUACUAGUGACUAUUAUCUGGGUACGCCCGUUGAGGCCGCAGACAAGGUAUGGUUGCUGGAGUGCUUCAGACAUGAUUGUCAACUACCCGAUAUGAGUAAUGUUACAGUACAACUGCAGAAGACAUCAUCACAAAACAGAGUUCAAAUCAUGGAAGACGUUUUGGAUGGUGUGAUUAAAUUAAAUCUCAUUAGCAGUGUAGAG
Molecule: messenger RNA, 1551 nt
Organism: Somion occarium
Lineage: Eukaryota; Fungi; Basidiomycota; Agaricomycetes; Polyporales; Cerrenaceae
Source: the annotation of a GenBank genome assembly